UUCAAUUUCUUGUUUAAAUAUUCUUAGGUACAAACCUUUCUAUCGUAGUAGGCACUUUCCAUGACACGAGGAUCAGAUUCUUUUGUCUGUCUGCUACUGUGACAUGUUUUAGAAUAAGAUAUGUAGUGUUCCAUGAUGUACUGCAAAAAUUAUGAGGUUUUCACAACCUGCUUGCUUUUGUAUCUCAGGUGGUUAACUUCAGAGGCAAUGUUCAGACACGGUUAAAGAAAUUAAAUGAAGGGGAGGUCCAAGCAACCAUGUUGGCACUGGCAGGGCUUAAGCGGCUGCAUAUGACUGAGAAUGUCACAGCUCUACUAUCAGUCGAAGAAAUGCUUCCUGCAAUUGCUCAAGGUGCUAUUGGAAUUGCUUGCAGAAGCAAUGAUGAGAAAAUGGCUAAUUAUAUAGCUUCGCUGAAUCAUGAAGAAACCAGAUUAGCUGUGGCGUGUGAAAGGGCAUUUCUUGAAACCCUAGAUGGGUCCUGCCGCACUCCAAUUGCUGGAUACGCUUACCGCGAUAAGGAUGGAUAUUGUGUGUUCAGAGGUUUGGUGGCAUCCCCCGAUGGAACUCGAGUAUUGGAGGCGUCAAGAAAGGGAUCAUAUGCUCUCGAGGAGAUGGUGUCAAUGGGUAAAGAUGCUGGAAAGGAAUUGCUUUCAAGGGCAGGCCCAGGUUUCCUUGAUUGGUAAUCGUGUAUCAAAUUGCCUGAUGAAAAAAGAACAGAGACUCUAGCAAAAAAAAAAGAAGAAGAAGAAGAAGAAGAAGAAGAAAACAGAGACCAAGAGCUUGAGCAUUGCCUUCCAUUUUUUAUUUCUUAUUUUAUUUUUUCCCAGGCGUGAACCAUUAGAUGUUCACCAAAUUGAGUUGUAACAUGAUAAAUGUAUUAAUGUCUUGUACAACGUUUCUAGCAUUUGAUUAACCCAUGCUACAUUCAGCUGAAAUGAAAAUUCCAUUUUUGUUUCCUCUGUAA
Phoenix dactylifera (date palm) is the source of this 964-nucleotide messenger RNA. NCBI's taxonomy places the organism in Eukaryota, Viridiplantae, Streptophyta, Magnoliopsida, Arecales, Arecaceae. The record is from RefSeq and is a predicted model, not a curated record.